AUGCUGGAUGCAGCCCGUGCUCGUUCCACACCUGGCCCCAAACGAGCCACCACACGCCGUCUCUUCAGCGCUGCCGGACCAACACAGCGACUGGAGUUACAGGGCCUCUGCAGUGCGCCUUCCGCUUUGGUGGCUUUUGCUGCCUGGGCAGGUCCAAGGGAGCUGAUGCCUGCUGCUGCUGCUGCUGCUGCUGCUGCUGCUCCUCUUCUUUCUCCUUGUCGUCGUCUAGUUCUCACACUUCUCUUUCAAAAUCACAAUCCCAUUCUUGCACCUCCACAGUGGCCAGUCCAAUCUCCUUCAGCCUCACCUUCUCGGCGAAUCAACCUGCACAAGCGCAUCGUUGCUCCCCCGAUCGAUCUGAGAAACCCAAGAAAAAAAAACCAGGCUCCGACUAUUGAACUAUCGGACGCUAUGCAGCACAGCACCAGCUACGCCCGAACGAAUGCAGCGCUGCGACACCGCUUCGACUUUUUACGCCUUCAUGUUCGUUUUCAGCUCGUCGUGGCACGAACCCUGGCAGGCCUGACCGCUGCGGCUCAAAUGCGCGACUGCACACUAGCACUGCUAGCCAUGCAUAUGCAUGCCACGGCGUAUGCGUCCGUACUGCUUGUGCAAGGUGAUAGAGCGACUCCGAGCUGCUCUGGACACGCUGCGUCCAGCAUGAUACAUGUGAUGCACCGCAAAAGUCGUGCCAGUAUCAGUACUUGGUGCUACUACCAGUACUAUCAGCAAUCUGGCCAUGGAUCGGGCAUCAGCAAGCUACUACCUGCUUUUGGGCAUCGUGUCUUGGAUCAGCUUCAAUCCGACUCUGACUUGGACGUUCUGGCUCUAGCCUGGGGUUUCCUCCUCCCCACCAAGUCUGACCGUGCCGUAGUCUCGAAGAGGUCCAUUGAUGAGCAACACGGAGACUCGAUUGUCUCGUUCUCGUUCUGCUGUCUGCUAUAUGUCCUUCGUUAUGCUGUGUCAGCAAGUCAGCUUAGGCCGCUGUACUUGAUGCUAAUGGCAGCCGGCGUCGAGGUACCCAGCAGCUACGGUGUUUACGCCCGUCAGUUACAUAUGCCUACAUCAUCGGGGGGGUUUCCGUCAGCCUUACACACUCGGGGCACCCCUCCCCCGCUGCUGGCGCCAUGCAAUGGUGCCACAUUCGAUGCCAGCGCUAACAUGGGCAACGCAGCAAAUCACGGCCUGCAACAGAGGGCAUUUCCUCACCGUUCAGGCCACAACGUACAUCUGAACGUGGUCCCUAGACGGGUUGGCGGAUCCCACAGCGCAGCCAUCACGACGCCUUGGUCUUUGGCUCUCCAGACACACGUCGCCCUGCGUGUGGCCCCGGUCUCCGGCGGCAUGGAGCAUUUGAUGCCAAGUACGGCAUAUGUACGUACUCCGUACACCGCACCGAAUCCCCCCCUUUACCCUCCCCAUGCCCUUCAGACUCUCCCGCAUGAUGCUCUCCACCAUGCUGUGUAA
Trichoderma gamsii is the source of this 1467-nucleotide messenger RNA. RefSeq lists its product as hypothetical. The coding region runs from base 1 to 1467 and encodes 488 amino acids. NCBI's taxonomy places the organism in Eukaryota, Fungi, Ascomycota, Sordariomycetes, Hypocreales, Hypocreaceae. The record is from RefSeq and is a predicted model, not a curated record. The transcript has 4 exons.